Gekko japonicus is the source of this 4261-nucleotide messenger RNA. RefSeq names its product mitogen-activated protein kinase kinase kinase 11 (gene MAP3K11). The record is from RefSeq and is a predicted model, not a curated record. Gene Ontology annotation, biological process: microtubule-based process; positive regulation of apoptotic process; protein phosphorylation. Bases 484 to 3111 code for a protein of 875 amino acids. Gene Ontology annotation, molecular function: ATP binding; JUN kinase kinase kinase activity; protein binding. Lineage: Eukaryota; Metazoa; Chordata; Lepidosauria; Squamata; Gekkonidae. Gene Ontology annotation, cellular component: centrosome. The transcript is spliced from 10 exons.
GGCUUCCUUCCAGGCGCGGGGCUGUGGACUGAGCGCGGCGAACGCCGGCCACGGAGCCGGCUGGACUUCGAACAAGAAGGACCGGACGGGACGGGCAAGCUGAGCGCGGCGGAGUUCCUCCUGGAGAAAGAGGGCGGGCAGGCAAGGCUUUGCCGGCGCGAUCCGCCUGGCUUCGUGGGUUGGAAGGGGCUACCGUAGGGAGGAAAUACGCGGCGGGGAGCGCCCCCCACCCCGUUCUCUCUGGAAGAGAGCGGACGGAGAAGGCAACCGGUCUCUGGUGGAGGCAAUGGAGAAUCUCCAACCCCCUGCUGUUCACUGAGACUAGAGGGAGGGUCCUGCUUCCCCGAUGGGAGGGGCCGUCCGCAGCCUGGAGCACUAGCCCUAACUUCCCUUCCUGCCCCCUCCCCCGGCAUCCCUCCUACAUGGUCUCUGCUCAGUUGGAAGUAGUGGGGAAUUGUGUGGAAGGCAAUGUUGACGACUUAGAUGCGGGUGUCCUGGACCAGCAAGGCCCAGAAGACCCCCAUGGAGCCACUAAAAAGUAUGUUGCGGAAGGCCCCACUGGUGUCCUGGGGGGGAGGCUCACGCAGUGGGGGUGCCACCGCUUAUGCCAACCCUGUCUGGACGGCGUUGUUUGACUAUGAGGCCGCCAGCAGCGACGAACUGACCCUGCGCAAAGGCGACUUGGUGGAGGUCCUUUCGUGGGACGCCGCCAUUUCCGGGGAUGAAGGCUGGUGGGCCGGCAAGGUGAACAACCAAGUGGGCAUCUUUCCUUCCAAUUACGUCUCGCCCAAGACGGGGGGCUACCCCCGGCCUGAGGGCCCACCUGAGGCCGACUUCCGCGACCUGAGGCUAGAGGAAGUGAUUGGCGUCGGGGGCUUUGGCAAGGUCUACCGUGGAAGCUGGCGUGGAGAGCUGGUGGCGGUCAAGGCUGCCCGCCAGGACCCAGAUGAGGACAUCAGCACCACGGCCGAGCGGGUGCGGCAGGAGGCCCGGCUCUUUGCCAUGCUGCAGCACCCCAACAUCAUCGCUCUCAAAGCUGUCUGCCUGCAGGAGCCCAACCUGUGCCUGGUCAUGGAAUACGCUGCGGGGGGUCCGCUCAGCAGGGUGCUGGCUGGACAGAGGAUACCGCCCCACAUCCUCAUCAACUGGGCCGUGCAGAUUGCCCAGGGGAUGCAGUACCUGCAUUGCGAAGCCAUUGUGCCCGUCAUCCACCGCGACCUGAAGUCCAACAACAUCCUGCUGGCUGAAUAUGUGGAUGACGGAGAUGUGAGCGGGAAGACCUUGAAGAUUACAGAUUUUGGGCUGGCCCGCGAGUGGCACAAGACGACCAAGAUGAGCACGGCAGGCACCUACGCCUGGAUGGCACCUGAAGUCAUCAAAAGCUCCACUUUCUCCCGAGGCAGCGACGUCUGGAGUUACGGAGUCCUCCUUUGGGAGCUUCUCACGGGGGAAGUCCCGUAUCGGGGCAUAGAUGGGCUUGCUGUGGCCUACGGUGUUGCUGUCAACAAGCUGACACUACCUAUUCCAUCCACCUGCCCAGAACCCUUUGCACGCCUCAUGGCAGAGUGCUGGGAACAGGACCCCCACCGUCGCCCCAGCUUUGCAUCCAUCCUGUCGCAGCUGACAGUGCUGGAGGCUCAAGUUCUCCGUGACAUGCCCCAGGAGUCCUUCCACUCUAUGCAGGACGACUGGAAAGUGGAGAUCCAAGACAUGUUUGAUGAGCUGCGUGCCAAGGAGAAGGAGCUGCUGAGCCGUGAGGAGGAGCUGAAGCAAGCAGCCCUGAAACAGAAGUCCCAGGAGGAGUUUCUGCGCCAGCGGGAGCAUGAGCUGGCCGAGUGGGAGCUGGAGGUUUUUGAGCGCGAGCUAAGCCUCCUCAUCCAGCAGAUGAACCGAGAUCGGCCCCACGUGAAGAAGCGGAAGGGGACCUUCAAGAGGAACAAGCUGAAAGGGAGGGACGGGGAACGCAUCAGCAUGCCCCUUGAUUUUAAGCACCGCAUCACAGUGCAGGCUUCCCCCGGUUUGGACAAGAGGAAGGACUUCUUUGAGGUGGGGGCUGGUGGCUCCCCCACUUUCCCCCGAUUCCGAGCUAUCCAAUUGGACCCAAGUGAGAAUGAUCAGAAUUGGGGGCGCCAGUCUCCACGUCGAGGGGAAGAGGUCUGGAACAGCCGCACCAAGAGUCCCAAUUCCCCAAAACCGUGGGAGAGCACUACACAGAAUGGAAGGAGAAGAAACUUGGAAGAAACUACCUGGUACGUGGAGCCGGAAGCACCAAAUCCUCCUACGCAGAUCCAGACCCAGCUCAGUCAGAAUGGCAACACCUCGGGCGAUUCUGCUGAAGCGGAGGAUCCAGCACCAGAACGGCCCAGCCCUUCCCGGCUCAUCCAGAGGGCCCUGCUCCGGGGCACAGCCUUGCUUGCUUCCCUCGGCCUGGGCCGAGAGCUGCCAUCUACCCCUCAGGAACUCCCGCCAACCCCCCCUCGAAGGGAAUCCACCCCUGCCCUGCUGGUAGAGUUGUGUAAAGAGGACCCCCCCACCGAUCUCCUCGUCGACCUGGCCUCGGUGGGCAACAGGAAUGCUUUGCCGCCUCUUUGGGCCCAGAUGUCACCCAAGAUCCCAAGACUCGCGGAGGGUCGCAGCAACAGAACCCCAAAAUGGGAUGGAGCUCUCCCAUCUCCCUCCUCUCCCCGCAGCCCGCGGUCACCUCGCCCUGCCUCUCACUCCAACCUGAUCUCCCGGCCACGGCCUUCUCCCGUCCGCAGUCGCAUCGACCCUUGGAGUUUUGUGUCUUCCGGACCCCGUGCGUCACCCGUUCAGUCCCCGCAACUAGGGAUACGCCCAUUCAAGCCACUGAAUUCCGAAGGCACCAAUCCGUUUGUGGUGCGCGACCCCGAUCCGUUUGCCUGUGGGGACUUCUCAGCCCCAAGGGAGCCUUCCGCGCCUGUGCCCCCUGACCCCUUUGCUGUUGCGUCCAGUUUGCCUGCUCCAGGGCAGCGUAGCCCCAGUCUGUUGCCAGGCUGGACCGCCAGCCCCCAGCCACCCAAAGAAGAACUCCCAGCCCCGCCCUGGUGGUCAGCAGCUGCAACGCCUCAAGGAAGAGCAGCCCAAAAAUGAUCGGGAGCAAAAGAGGGAAGUCCCGCCUUCCAGACACACCUUUUGUUCAGGAAGUUGGUGCCUUCGAUAGAACCUCAUGCUCAGCUGUGAUUGGACACGAGGCUGCAAAUCCAAGACCAGAGUAUGGACUGCUUCUGUAGGGAGAACGUGAAUAUUCCUAAAUUGUAAGGGGGACAGAGGAACCUUCUGGAGAGGGCUUCCUCCUCCACUCCUCUCCCCCCACCUUGUCGUUCACUGAGUUCCUGCAACCAAUUCUUUCAAGGAUGUGAAGCCACUUACCGCGGACACAAGGGCCCUAUACAACAGAGGGCUGAGGAAGUGGGGAGGGUGUGUGUUUGUGCAUGUGUGCCUACUGAGAGCAGUGGGAGGGGGAAGGCAGUAUGACGGGAGAACCAUUUUUUUCAUGCUCUGCAUAAUGAACACUAACCAGUCAUAUCUGUGAGAGGAGGAACUCUCCCCCCUUUACCCACCUCUGCACAUGCCAACUGUGGAUCUUGCCAGGGCGCUCUCUCCUCCCUUGGGCCAGUAGAUCAGCCAGACUUGCUGACUGGCAGCUAUCUUUCUUCCUCAUCAUUUCUCCAUUCACCGGCUGGCCCCAUGACUGUGCCCGCUGGAGGUGGGGCGUGCGUAUGGAUGUGUCAAGUGUGUGUGUGAGACACCCCCUCCAAAUCUCCUUUACAACAUUCCUCCCCCUCCCCAGCAGUAGUGCAAACUCUGCUGCAGGAACCGAGUGCCAAGGCAACCUUUGCAAUACUUUGUGCGCAAGAGUGAGCACAUAGUGCACAUGCCCAGAUUUGCCAGCAUGGGAGGAGGCCAGUUGGAAAUGGGAGGGGCUGCUUGUGGUUAGGGCAUUGUCCACCUGUUCAGUGAGGAGUGUGUGUGUGUGUGUGUGUGUGUGUGUGCGGGGCACACGUGCCAAACCUGUCACGAUCAGGAUUCCGCAGCAAGUGGUGCUCUUGCAGUUGGCAAUCAUUAGCACUUGGAAUGUGCAAUUCUACUGUGUUCCCCCCCUCCCCUUUUUAAUUUGUGCCUGUGCCAGGCUCCCUCGUGCCUUUCCCACUCCGAUUGCAUGAGGGAGCCACCUGUGUCAAGCCCAGCCCAGCUUGGAAAGGGCCAAGCCUGUGAAACGAGACCAAAUAAACCUCCAGUU